GACUCAAGUGCAACCAAUUGUCAGUGUCAUGUCGAGCUGCACCUACUCAAUGUUUUCUUGUGUUUUGUUAUCAAAAUCGCGAUGAGCUCAAACAACACUUGCCCCACGGACUCGCCGAUGCGCGGCCCAACGCUGUCGACGAGUACGUCCAGUUUCGAAGCGUUCGAUCCGCACGACCCGAAUCUAAGCAAAUUGGCGACGAAGAUGUUUAGGACGACGGAAGAAUACAUUGCCCACGAAUUGAACGCUCCACUUGAAGAUUACAAACUCCUGGAGGACAUGAACAAAGCGACUCAAGCCAAAUACUCGGACAUGCAACAAAUCGCAGACAAUCUAGUCAUUUCCACUACGGAACUCCAUGACAAACUUGUUGCCCUGGAACCCUUCAUGAACCAAAUCGACGAGAUCGAGGCGACCGUCAACAAGCUGGAGGCCGCCGUCUACAAAUUGGACUCAUAUUCGCUGGCGCUAGAAACCAAGUUCAAAGCUUUAAUGCAAAAGAGAGUUUAAUAUGACAAAUUCGUUUAUUUAUUGAAUAAAGUUAUGCUUAUCCGA
This is a messenger RNA of Hermetia illucens (black soldier fly), 555 nucleotides long. RefSeq names its product biogenesis of lysosome-related organelles complex 1 subunit 2 (gene Blos2). The record is from RefSeq and is a predicted model, not a curated record. Gene Ontology annotation, cellular component: gamma-tubulin complex; BORC complex; BLOC-1 complex. Lineage: Eukaryota; Metazoa; Arthropoda; Insecta; Diptera; Stratiomyidae. Bases 82 to 510 code for a protein of 142 amino acids. The transcript has 2 exons. Gene Ontology annotation, molecular function: gamma-tubulin binding. Gene Ontology annotation, biological process: endosomal transport; lysosome localization.